This is a messenger RNA of Rubroshorea leprosula, 450 nucleotides long. The record is from the annotation of a GenBank genome assembly. Lineage: Eukaryota; Viridiplantae; Streptophyta; Magnoliopsida; Malvales; Dipterocarpaceae.
AAUCUGUAAUUUCUAAUGUUAUACCAAAAUUAUGAGAGCACAAUUUCUUGAUAUUUUCCAGGCAUGGAGGCAUUGGAAAGAUGGGACCUCACUAGAAUUGAUGGAUCCAACUUUAAGAGAUUCUUAUGUGAUUAAUGAAGUUACCAGGUGUACCCAGAUUGGAUUGUUCUGCAUUCAAGAAAAACCAAUACCAACCAUGGCAAGAGUAGUUCUCAAGCUUAGCAGCACAUCCGUUACUCUUCCUCACCUCAACAGAUUGCAUUCAUCUUUGGCAGUAUCACAGGAGUAAGCAGUGCAAGUGUGGAGCAGGAGCCAAACAAAAAUGCGAAAAAUUCAACCUCUUUCUCAGAAGACAAUACCCCUGAUCAUGUACAGCAUUAUAGUAUUAUUAAGGGAUAUAAUACUAUUCAAUUAUUCUUUGAAGUUAUUGAAUGAAAUUAUACUUGCCUU